GUUUUUACCAAUUAAAAGUUUUCGUAUAUUUUUUUUAAAGUCCGCUAUUUAAGAGAAUCGGAAUGCUCAACACAAGCGGCAAAUUCGCUUGCAAUGGAGCUGUGCCCGUUCGCCAUGGAAUGUACACCCUCAAUUGGGAACACCUUUUUUAGUACAACCAUGACAAUUUGAUGCUUGGGAAUUGUGUUCAAACAAAACAAAUCACCUUGCAAGGGUGCGUUCCGUUAUGAAAAUGUGCUUUUACAACGUAGCAAUCCUGCUUGCUAUAUGGACGCACGUUAAUUAAACGCAUCAAAACAUAACAAUGUACAACAACCGUUCCUGUCCGCACACACCGGCACCGCGGAAAGCCGGGCCACGGUUUCCCAUGUCGGCGGCAAUACUGGAAACUCCCUCCAUAAUGAGCUCGUUUCGAGAGCUGGAACAACCGAACGGUGCAGCAAAUGCAUCCCAUCCACCUGCUCCAAAGCAGUUCAUCAUGUCGUAUUCAUCAAAUGCGCCGAAUGGCAGAAACGGAUGUGUAGAGAAAGCAACCGUUAAUCAGCAAAGACAUGAUUUGAACGCUACACAAUCAUUAAACGGUUCCUUUCUGGAUUGCAGCUUUAGUUCUAGCUUCACCACAUCGAUGACGACACAGAACAGGAAAGUUCCUUUAGCUAACUCAAGCACCAACAAUCUUAAAACAAACACUACACUCAAGGGUUGGUCGUCCUCAUCCAAACCAACAGUGGGAUUGCAAAACUUGCAUCGUUCGAGUGCAUCUUCCGGUGGAGGUUCAAACGUCACCUGUCCUUCCUACACCGGAACCACGUUCGGGCAUGAAAAACGAAAGCAUCCUGCAGAACAUAGCGCUUCAAAAUACAGUAAAACUACGGCUGCAAACUUCCCAAAAGGAUCGUCAACCUUGACAGCAGCUACCGGUGACGUUUCCGCCGGUACGCAGCAGCAGAACCUCAAACCAGCUUCCCUGCGCAUCCUUUCCGGUACAAUCGAGCACCUGCAGAAAGCGAUCCGUGAGCAGGGCAGACAGGUUCCGUUGCUACUGGAAACCGUUGCUAACGUGAUUAGCAUCAAACCUGGCACGAAAGUGAAGGAGAAGAUUAUCCUGCUGCGGCACCGAAACCAAGGCCCGGUAAUGCAGGGCGUGUUCUACGAGAUCGACCAUGAUAUACCGCCGCUGGCACCGGGCGAUCUGGUACGCUGUGUCGGACGGCUUCAACCCGUGGGAAGCCGGUUGCAGAUACUGAAAAUAAACCGUACCACGGAAGCGUACGGUCGGGCGAUUAUGCGCCUGCAGACAGUCAGCGCAUUCACUGCGAAGGUGAGACGAUAGAAAUUGGUUUUCCUUUUUGCGG
This is a messenger RNA of Anopheles arabiensis, 1355 nucleotides long. RefSeq lists its product as uncharacterized. Lineage: Eukaryota; Metazoa; Arthropoda; Insecta; Diptera; Culicidae. The record is from RefSeq and is a predicted model, not a curated record. Bases 305 to 1333 code for a protein of 342 amino acids. The transcript has 2 exons.